This is a messenger RNA of Lethenteron reissneri (Far Eastern brook lamprey), 3543 nucleotides long. Its product is annotated as protein NDRG3-like. Lineage: Eukaryota; Metazoa; Chordata; Hyperoartia; Petromyzontiformes; Petromyzontidae. The record is from RefSeq and is a predicted model, not a curated record.
CCAGCUCCAGCUGCUGGUUAAAUUUUGCAAAACAACCGAAGAAUCAACAGAUCAGAGCAAGUUGCGAGCGGGCAAGCGACUUCGCAGCGCGACUUCCACGGAGCAGCUUCACGAGAUCCGCGAGCAGAGCCAGCGCCACCCUCGGCAGCUGCCCUCUCACCCGAGCUGGCAGAAGCGAUGGCGUCCGAGCUUCAGGACAUCCAGUUGACCGAGGCGAAACCACUGCUGGUGGAGAACGUCCCCACGCCCGUGCCCGUCAUCCCCGAGGCCGCGGAGGGUGAAGUCUCUGCACAAGCCUUCGUCGACGUCGAGAGCAAGGAGCACGACAUCCAGACGGGGUACGGCCUGCUGCACGUGACCGUGCGCGGCUCCGGCAAGGGCAACCGCCCCGCAAUCCUCACCUACCACGACAUCGGCCUGAACCACAAAUCGUGCUUCAACGCCCUCUUCAACUACGAGGACAUGCAGGAGAUCAUCAAGAACUUCGCCGUCUACCACAUCGACGCUCCGGGCCAGCAGCCGGGGGCGCCGCUGUUCCCGCAGGGGUACCAGUACCCGUCCAUGGACCAGCUGGCCGACAUGCUGCCCGGGAUCAUGACCCAUUUCAGCCUGAAGAGCAUCAUUGGGAUUGGAGUGGGCGCAGGCUCAUACGUGCUGGCGCGGAUGGCCAUGAACAACCCGAGCCUGGUCGAGGGCCUGGUGCUCAUCAACAUCGAGCCACACGCCAAGGGCUGGUUCGACUGGGCAGCGUCCAAGAUCACCAACCUGACCAACACCCUGACGGACACCGUGCUCUCUCAUCACUUCAGCCAGUCGGAGCUGAGCAACAACGCAGACCUGAUGCAGACCUACAAGCAGCACAUGCUGGAGGAGAUCAACCAGCAGAACCUGUCCCUGUUCGUCAAUGCCUACAACAGCCGGAGAGACCUGGACCUGGGGAAAGCAUCGCUGGGGCAGCCGGCUAAGACUCUCAAGUGUCCUGUGAUGCUGGUGGUUGGAGACUCCUCGCCGAUGGUGGACGCUGUGGUCGAGUGCAACUCCAAGCUGGACCCGACCCAGACGUCCUUCCUCAAGAUGUCCGACUGCGGAGGCCUGCCCCAGUGUGUCCAGCCGGCCAAACUCACAGAAGCCUUCAAAUACUUCGUCCAAGGAAUGGGCUACAUGCCGUCGGCCAUGCUGACGCGGCUCUCCCGGUCACGGACCGCCUCGCGGAGCUCCAGCAUCUCGGGCGAAGACGGACGCACGCGUGCCCGCACGCGCACCAACUCCGAGUCCAAGGAGGGGCAGUACGCCGAGGUCUUCUGAGCUCGCUUGGCCCAACCCGGCCCGGCCCGACGACACGCUCUCGACCCGUCCUGCUCCCCGCCCGGCCCGGCCUGGCCCUGCUGUGCCCUGGCCUGGCCUGGCCUCCUUUGAUCUGCACGUGGAUACAUCCGAUCUGAUAUAGUUUAGUCUGACUUUGCCUAUUUGUUUAAUGGUGGGGCUGGACUGGUCUGGUCAGAUUCGAUCUGAUGUGGCAGGAUCUGUCUUGACCCCGACUGGACUGGUUGGGACUGGUCUAGCCACACUUGGUAUGAUUUUACCCUUUUUAGGCUGGUCUGAUUCUGAUGAGAUCCUGUCUGGUGUGGCAAAAUAUGACCUCGCCUCACCUGGUCUGGUUUGAUAUCGUUUGGUCCUCCUGUCUGGGGCGUCCAGAUCUGGUCUUUAAGUGGCUCCAUUUUGUCUGAUUCUGUGACCCAGUUGUACUCAGUCUGAAUUGGCCAUCUUCACAGGGCUGGCAUUGUUCAGUUGAGUCCACCCUGGCCUGGUGUGAGCAUCACCUGGAACAUCUGCCUGGGUCUGGUUUGGGUGAUUCUGAUGAUUGCUUGGCCUAAUUAUGCCUCGUUUAGUCUGGGCUUGGCUCUGAUCAAUCUACUCUGGUCAGACCAAUAUUAGUUUAUAUUACACUAGCUAGGUCCUGGUCUGACCCACUUUAGUGUAGCCUGACCUCGCCUGGUUGGGUCUGGGCUGGUUUAUUCCGGCCUGGGCUGGUUUAUUCCGGCCUGGGCUGCCCGAGUCUGGUGCGGUCGAGCUGCCUGCAGCCCGCCGGAGGCACCGCUAACCCCCCCGCCCCCCACCCCCCGCUCGCUAUUGUUCUUUGCGACACGAGGAGGAGGAGGCACGUCGUAGUGAAACCUGUGUGUGGCCCUAGCCCAUCGCGACGACGUUCUCCCACAUAACGUGGUGAACGUUCCCAUUCAGUGGGUGGGUCAGUCUCUCUCAAGACGUGGGGCUCGGAAUGAAUGACGCGGCGCAAACACCGACCCCCAAUGCAAUCGACUCGUUAACCUCCGCCCCAAUGUAUCGACUCGCCAAUUCAGCACAGGCCAUUUGGCCGCCCUCCACUGCCCCACCCCCCCCCCCGUUGCGUUUCCCAUGCGCGCUCGUGUGGGAUGGGAGCGACGCAAGUUUGCGUCUUUUGAGAAAGCGUCAGAAUUCCGAGACACUGGGAGGGAAAGAGUCCGCGUUUUUGCAAGACCCGAUUUAAAUAAAUGGAGGAAGCGUCUCCCCCUUUUUUUAUUUUCUUACAAAAGGCCAGUCUUAACCUAAUAAAGGAAGGUGCUUUGUCCUGUACAGUAAAUUGCGUUCCAUACGUUGGGGAUGCGCUGCCGAUUUAUAAACGACGCGGAAGGAACGCACGGACACGCAGGCUUUAUUUGUUGUAUGGAGCAGGAGCCUGCUGCUGCUGUUGCCGGAAUGAAGUUUUUGCUGCAAGUACAUUAUUUUUGUUUUCUUUCCCUGAUUUUUGAAUCGCAUCGAGCGGGGGACGAACAAAAGCCGAGCUCUACGCCCGUCGCUGGCGUUUUCCGGGCAAAACUGAACACUUCGUUCUGCCCAUCGCCACAUCUCUCUACAGUAUAUAUAUAUUUUUGGGCGAGUAAAAAAACAUGAACAAGGACUUAAGAUUUGUCAGUGUCCUUAACCGCAAAACAGACUUUGGUGUUCAUGAUCUGGCUUAUAGAAUUGCUUUUUAAGGCUCCACUUUGGGGGGCAAAGUGAGAUGCAACAGAUACACUGCCCGCCCACCCACCCGCCCGGGGUCUGCUCAACAAGAACGAUGCAUCGCUGUAUCCGUAGCGGGGACCUCUCUAAGAGUCACGGCAAGAGGUUCUCCCGAGUUUUUCUAAUCCGGUGGAGGGAACGUGGGACUUGUUCUAACUGUGCAGUAUAGUCUUCCUGAAAGUAUAUAAAUAUAUAAAUAUUACAAAUAAUUACAAUUAACCGCGGCCUCCUUAAAAUCAAUAAUAAAGUAAUUUUUUUUAACAUUUUCGUUUCUUCGUAAUGGCUUAAGUAUUAAAAGAAAGAUUUGUUUUGCAGCGAAAAAUAGUUUUGUAGGGCUUAGGCAUUAAUGCAUUUGUGUAACUUUGUGCCUGUUUUUGAUGCAGAUUUGUUGAAAUAAUCCGGUGUUUAAAAAAAAAAAACCCUAUCGGUUAAUACCUGUAUCACUGAAACUGACUGUAGUGUUUUUUUCAGAAUAAAAAAAUUAAUGAACUGACUAAUAAA